This is a messenger RNA of Paramuricea clavata, 5893 nucleotides long. Lineage: Eukaryota; Metazoa; Cnidaria; Anthozoa; Malacalcyonacea; Plexauridae. The record is from the annotation of a GenBank genome assembly.
AUGAAGGCCCAGUGUAUGUCAACCACCAUUUGUAAAUGUAAAGCUACCUACAAGCAUCACCCACUCCUUCAUCGAAGAAUUUCGCCAUCAAAGGAUAACUCUAAAUUCCAGUCUAAUGAUCGUGGAUCCUCCAAUACCACUCAAAGACAACCAGAGAAAGACAAAGAGAAACCAGAAAGGGCAGCUGGAUCUGAACCACCCAAAUCCAAAUUUGGAAAGAACAGUCAACAAGAUUUGAUGGCAUCUUAUACGACAAUGACGCAAGGAAAGGAAAAUCACAUACUUUUACACGUUGUACCUGUUAAAGUGUUAACGAAGGAUGGAAACUCGGUCACGACAUAUGGACUACUUGACAAUGCAAGCCGUGGAACUAUUGUUGAUGCGAAAUUGGCAGAGAAACUGAACGUGAAAGGAAUUAAACAGUCAAUCGCCGUUACAACAGUGCUUGGAACACAGGAAUGCGAAUUUGAAUCAGUGUCCCUUUUGCUUCAGGCUGCAGAAGCCGCAGAUUCUGACCCAAUAUUGGUAGUGAGCGAAGGACUAGUGAAGGAGCUUGAUAUGAAUGAAAGAAUCCUCCCAAAUGAGAUUGACUGUCAAGGAUAUGAGCAUUUGGCUGAUAUAACUAUGCCUGAAGUCGAACUUAAGCGUGUUUCUAUAAUCAUCGGGGAAGAUGUAAAGGGAGCACAUAUUGUGCGCGAAGUUAGGGUAUCCGAAACCUCGGAAUGUGAGCUGUAUGCAACCAGAACAGCGCUUGGUUGGACUGUUGCUGGUAGUGUGAAUACGACUAACGCUGGUCAGAAAGAGUUAUCAGUUAACUUUCUUGAUACCACCAAUCAGAUGCUCAAUCGACAAGUAGAGAAAUUUUGGGAAAUCGAAACAUCAGGAUUGAAGGAGAACGAUUUGAGGAAGGCUGCAUCAGUUGAAGAUCGUCGAGCCGAGAAUAUUCUUCAAAGAAGCACAAAACUUGUAGACGGACAUUAUGAAACAGAAUUAUUGUGGAAGGACGAUUGUCCUCAAUUGCCCAAUAACAGAAUGGUGGCAGAGAAACGGCUGAAAUCUUUAAAGAAGAUAUUUAACCCUAUUUGUACCGGGGUUUUUUUCAUGUUGAUAUGACCGGGGGUGCGCUGAUAGGGCGCACCCCUCAGAAAUUCUGUCGAUUAACUGCUAUUAUCCUAUAAGUUUUAUUUUUAGUAAGUUUUAUCUUUCUUUAACCUAAAAAUAACAAAAAAGUUAAAUUCACAUCCAAAAUGCUGUUUUUUGGCCCCAAUGAAUAUGACCGCCUAUCCGAAAAUGGCGAAUAUAGCUAAUAUUUUACCCACUUUGGUUAUAUUUUGUAAAGAGAUAUAACAAAACAUUUUGGAUGUGAUAUUUUUUGGGUCUUUUACAUUCAAAAGACAUACUUUUAUGUUAUAGCAUAUCUCAGAUGUCCAUAAACACCACUAUUUUACUUUCCAAGUUGACAUUUCUGUGCCAUAUGGAAAGACAUACAAUUGAAACUUACCAGUCUCUCAUAUAAACAAUCCAAAUCAUUUUCAAGUUUCAACAUCACUGAUUUUACCUUCAUAUCUUUGUGACAGUGUCAUUGUUGUAUAAAUAAUGUUCCAUUAUUCUCAUAGUAUGCACAAUUGUGCAUUCUGUUGAAACUCUAGCACCUUUUUUGGCAUAACUUCUGCAGUGUAAACAUAAAAUGUCGACCAACAAAAGUUUGUAGAAAAAAUACCAAAUGGCAGCCAUGUUUUAUACCAAUAUACUAUGCGUUACAUGAAGUGUAAGGCAGGUGAGCUACGAGAUACGAGCCUGCAGUAUAGUUUUGAAAACACAAUAUUUACUUUGAAAAUAUGGCAAUCAUUCUGGAUUGUAUGCAAAAGUUUUACUCUCAUUUGGAACUGAAUUUCUGGUACGAAAGUGUUCAAUAUAUAAUGCAUCCUACAAGUUUGAUUCUUGCUGAAAGGCAGGGAGAUGUUAUGCCUUGAAGGUACAAAGAAAUAUGUAUGUGUAUUUGAAUAUAUAAAAAUAUUAUAUAAAAUAAGUAUUUUAUAUUAUAUAAUUAUAAGUAUUGUAUAGUAUGCUAUAUUAUAUGUUAUACUAUAUUUUACUAUUUUAUAUAAUAUAUUAUGGAUAUUCUACUUUGCAAAUCAUGUGUAAUAAUCCAUAUUUAUAUGUUCUCUUAUUAUAUUAUGUUAUUUAUGACCUGGGAAGUGAUUGAAGCCAAAAAAUACUGUCCAACCCACAUUUACCCAUUUUUGGCACCGACACCUUCUUUGACAAAUGUCGCCAAACGUCCGAAUAACUUUGAAUUUUCAGAAAUUAAUUUUUUUUCGCAGUCAUGACGGCAGAGGUAAAAUAUUAAAAGUCAUGAAAGUACAGGCAAAUCGGAUCAUUUGUUCAGGAAUGACGGAUAAAUAUUUAUAGGGGUGCGCUCAUUGUGCGCACCCCCGGUACAAAUAGGGUUAACGACCCAGAAUUAGAAACCAAGUAUCGAAAGACCACGGCAGAAUACAUCGAAAAGGGGUUCGCUAGAAAGCUAACAAAGGAGGAGGCUGAAGCCAAAACUGGCAAGACCAAUUACCUUCCUCACCACCACGUUAUCAAUAAGAACAAGUCUGAAAAGGUCAGAGUCGUUUUUGAUGCAGCGGCAAAGUUUGAAGAUACGUCCCUAAAUCAGAAUUUAUUGCAAGGCCCGGACUAUACGAACAGUCUCGUUGGUGUUUUUAUAAGGUUGGCGGACAUUGAAGGUAUGUUCAAUCAGGUGAAGGUAUCUCCAGAAGACCAGGAUGCAUUUCGGUUUCUCUGGUGGAGUGGAAGUCUCGACAAACCACCUGAUGAAUACGUUAUGACCGUACACGUUUUCGGGGCGACAGACUCGCCGAGCUGUGCAAACUACUGCCUUAAAAGGACUGCCGAAGAUAAUAAGAGCGAAUUUGAUAACCUUGUCGUUGACACUGUUUUAAGACAUUUUUACGUCGAUGAUAUGUUGAGAGCCCUAAAGAAUGAAGAAAUUGCUAUUAAAGUAGGUAAGAGUUCAAUGUCUUUGCUUUCACGUGGAGGCUUUAAAUUGACCAAAUUCAUGUCCAACAGUCGAAGAGUUCUUGAAGCAGUGCCUGUUGAAAGGAGAGCCUUGCCCGACCUAGAUCUAAGUCUUGACCAACUUCCUAUUGAACGCACGCUGGGUGUCCACUGGAACGUCGACGAUGAUGCCUUUUGUUUCAAGAUAAAACCUUGUGACAAACCAAAUACCAUGCGAGGUGUGCUUUCAUGUGUUUCCUCCUUUUAUGAUCCAAUGGGAUUUGCUGCACCAGUUCUUUUACCUGCUAAGCAAAUUCUCCAAGUGUGUUGGAGGAAGAUGAAUUGGGACGAUUUCCAGGAGAACGAUCUACUGAAAUCAUGGAUUAAUUGGAAAUCACUUUUACUAUUGAUGACUCAGAUAAGCAUCCCUCGUUGUUUCUACCGACUUCCAGAUCAUGACGAUGCUGUUGUCGAGUUACACCAUUUUUGUGACGCCUCAGAGAUUGGAUACGGUACCGUGUCGUACCUACGCAUCAUCUAUAGCGACGGAACUAUUAACUGUUCGUUUGUCAUGGGAAAGUCGAGAAAUGCUCCCAUUCGGUCACCCACGAUUCCAAGACUCGAAUUGCAAAGUGCAUUAUUAGCUGUACGAAUGAAUAAGAUGAUUAAAGAUGAGCUCGGUAUAACCGCACAUGAAAUGUACUUUUGGACGGACAGUAUGAUAGUAUUGUCGUAUAUUCGCAACACGACGAAACGAUUUCAAACGUACGUAGCUAACCGAGUAAACGAAAUUCGGGAAUCCACUGAUCCGAGUCAAUGGCGGCACUGUCCAGGAAGUUUCAAUCCUGCGGACGAUUGUUUUCGCGGUUUGGACCCUCAGCAAUACAUAGAACAAGAGCGAUGGCUAAGAGGUCCAGAGUUCCUUUCGAACCCCAGAGAUACAUGGCCCGAUGAGCCAAUUCAAGAGAUACCCGACAGCGAACUGGAAAUCAAAAAGAAGAAAACGACUUGUGCGACUCGCCUCCAGACGUCUGUAAGCCCUCUGCUCUAUGAACUCCUCGAAAGAUACUCGGACUGGUCGAAACUACUUAAAUAUGUGGCUUGGCUAUGCAAGUACAAAGCUUGGUUGAAAAAUGGCAAACGUUUAGAAUGCAAUACUUUAACCGUGGAUGACCUGACUUUAGCUAAACGAACGGUUGUUUCACUUGUUCAACACCAGUUGUUUCCGGAAAAAUUGCAAGAUCUUAAAAGAAAGGAUAAAACCGGUCAACGUGUGAAGAAUUCGAGUUUGAUUGUGAAGCUUAAGCCCAUGCUAGGCGAGAACGGACUCCCAAGGGUCUCUGGUAGAAUAUCAGAAGCACCAAGCACGUUUGACAGUAAACAUCAGAUGAUUUUACCGCAGAAUCACCAUGUUACAACCUUGAUAAUUCGUUUUAAUCACCAACAACUUGGACACUGCGGACAAGAGCAGUUGUUAUCUCGACAUCGAGAAGAAUUUUGGAUCGUUAAGGGCAGAGCGACUAUUAAACGAGUGAUCAGCAAAUGCAUAUCGUGUAGGAAAAGAUACUCUGUACGGAUGACCCAAGAAAUGGCAGAGUUACCUAAGGUUUGCCUUACUCCUUUCGAACCUCCCUUUACAAACACGGGCAUUGACUUUUUCGGACCACUUAUGGUAAAACACGGACGGGGUUCUGCCAAGCGUUAUGGAUGUAUAUUUGUAUGUAUGGCCUCGAGAGCCAUACAUCUAGAACUAGCCCAGUCCCUGCAAACCGAUGAUUUCAUCAUGGUGUUACGAAGAUUCUUAAACAUUCGGAACUGCGUUCAGAUAACGGUACAAAUUUCGUGGGCGCAGAGCGCGAGUUACGUGAAGCUUUAGAAAGGUGGAAUCAAAAUCAGAUUGAAGAGCAUUUAAGACAAAGCGGAGUAGAAUGGAUUUUUCACCCGCCAUUAGCGUCCCAUAUGUCGGGAGUGUGGGAGAGACUGAUUCGUGGUGUUAAACAAUCGUUGAAGGCUAUCCUAGGAAAGACAUUAGUUAAAGAAGAAGUCUUGAGAACGGUGUUAUCAGAAGCCCAAGGGAUUGCCAAUUCCAGACCUCUGUGCCCGAACUCGGACGAUCCUCGGGACAUGGAGCCGUUAACUCCAAAUCAUCUUUUAAUUCAAAGACCAGCGAUUGCUCUACCUCCUGGAGAAUUUGACGAUGCUGAUUUGUACAGUAGGAAGAGUUGGAGACAAUCACAGAUUCUGAGUGAUCAUUUUUGGAAACGCUGGUUACACGAGUAUCUGCCAACUUUACAACUAAGACAAAAGUGGCUUACACCUCAACGGAAUCUGUCGAUUGGUGAUCUUGUAAUCCUAGUGGACGAGAACAUUCCGAGAGGACGUUGGUUGCUGGGAAGAGUUACGAAUGUGUUUCCUGGGAAGGAUGGCCUUGUCAGAGUUGCCGAAGUGAAAACGAAAAACAAUGUUCUGAAACGUCCAAUCCAGAAGCUAUGUUUUCUUGAAGCUGGAGAAUAAAACUGAAUGAGCUACGUGAUACGCUCAUUGGGGGGCCGGGUUGUUACGAAUGCUGCCAUAAUUAAUACAAUUAUUUCGCGCCGUUUGUUGACAUUAGCAUAAUUAAUUUAGGGCCAGUCCUCGCAAGCGAGGCCUUUUGGAAAACUAUUGAUAUUCGUGAUAUAUAUACAAACGUAAUCUGCUGUAAAAUCGCCAUAAGAUGUAAGUAUUUCUUUCAUUUUGACUUUGAACCACUUGAACUUGUUAUUAAUGAACGUUAUUUGUAAUUCUAUGUAGCAAACCUUUGUUUACGACCGAUAUUAGUCGAAAUACGGACAGAAUCGAGGACAGAAUGAUGCAUGGAUAUUUGAUAUGUACAAGAUAUUUGUCAUGA